AUGCUACCACCUCGGGUCUCUGCUGGUCGAAUACCAACAGUGAGCCGGCCACUAAUACCGCCGAGCAGCCAUGGCCUCCGCCAUCAAUUCCGUCCAUUCACCCACCGAUCCCGACUUCUGCUUCUCUCCCCGCCACUAGGUCGGCCUCAGGUACCAUUUCUGUCGCCCUUGGCGAGCACUCGCCCUCUCCCGCCCCUGUCGAUCCAUCUCCGUCAACAUUUCGCCCGGUUAAUUUCCACCGAGCGCCGCGAUUACUACAAGCGCCGCCUGUCGCGCGGGCUGCGGAUCGGGCUGACGUUCUACGCCAUCCUGGUACUGUUCCAGGUGAUCAAGCUGGGCGUUUACCAAGAGGAAAUCGAGCACCAGUGGCCCACGCCGUCGGAAUGGUCGUGGAAGAGUCGCUGGUGUCUGCGGUCCGCGCAGGCGCUGCAGAACCCCGAGCAGAUCGGGAAGCUCAUGACCAACUGGCCCAUGGUUGCGGGGUACCUGCGGGAACUGCUGGAGCGGCUGGAGAACCCGGAGGGCGAGGGUAAGGGGAUCAAGGAGCAGGCGGAGGGUGGGAUUCUUGUUGAGGGCGUGGGGAGGACCGGCUUCGAUAUCACGGCUAAGAGUGAGCCGUGGCGGAGGGGCUAUCACCAGGCGCUGAUGGGGGCGGCCAAGGCCGCGGAGAAUCUGGAGGGGUGGCUGACGGAUCGGAAGCAGCGGAUCUCUGCUCCUGCGGAGUAUGUGGUUGGUCCUUCGAAUCCUCGGCCCAAGCCUAUGCCGGCGGGCCAGAAGCAGGUCCCCCGGGAGGAGGAUAGCGAGCCGGCGUCGCCGAGUCCGGAGGUGUUUUAUAUGAAGGUUUUGACGACCAAGGGGUUUGACACAAGGCAGAAGCUUGAUGCCGCGUUGGCUUAUGCCGACUGGCUGGAUUAUAAGGGGCUGCAGGAGACCGCCCGCGACAUGUAUGCUUGGGCCAUGGAUAUCGCUGCGGCCGGAUCACCGGUAGACGCCAGCAAAGUGGUGAACACGAAAACGGGGGUCCUGAAGAACGACACCCAAGCGCUACCGUCUGAGAAUAUACUGCGGGUAUCGACUGCGCUGGCGGUACAUCAUGCCCGGCAAGGCAACCUGCCCACCGCCCUAUCCAUCUUCACAUCGGUGCUUAAAGCUCGCCGUUCCCUCCCCCCGCCUCCGCCUGACGCCAAACCUUUUGUCCUCCCAUCCAUCCCCAAAUCAACCCGAGACCCUUUCGUCUCACUCUACAACUCCAUUAAAACCAUGUUGGUCCCGGCCGAAUACCCCCCGCCCCUCCCAUCGGGCGACGAACCCCCGCUCCGCACUCCCACCUCCGCCUGCGAAGAGGCAGGCCUCAUGACAUACAUCGGCGAGAUCAUCUACGCGUCCUCCUCCAAGGAAGCCGGUCUCGCCUGGACGCGCGACGCAGUCGACAUGGCCGAAUCCACCAUCCUCGAACUCGGUGGCUUGGAAGACCAUAACCCCCGGCACCGCUGCGCCGAGUGUCUCCGCGUGGGUCUGGAGAACUGGAAGACAAUGGUCUCCAAGCUGGUCGCGCAGGCGGAAAGAGAGGAACGCGAGAGCAUCGAGAAAGCCAAGCAUUCCUGGUUCGGAGGCGAGAAGCAGAUGGAAGCUAAAGCCCUUGAGCGGAAGCGAUGGGAGGCCGAGCGGUUGAUUCUCGACGAUAGGAUCAAGAAACUCUGGCCUAUUAUCGACGGGGAGGCGGGUUUGGAGGGUAUCGCGCCCAAUAGUUCUCUGUUUGUUUGA
Messenger RNA from Aspergillus fischeri NRRL 181, 1764 nucleotides. RefSeq lists its product as uncharacterized. The transcript has a single exon. The record is from RefSeq and is a predicted model, not a curated record. Bases 1 to 1764 code for a protein of 587 amino acids. NCBI's taxonomy places the organism in Eukaryota, Fungi, Ascomycota, Eurotiomycetes, Eurotiales, Aspergillaceae.